Molecule: messenger RNA, 4298 nt
Organism: Zalophus californianus (California sea lion)
Lineage: Eukaryota; Metazoa; Chordata; Mammalia; Carnivora; Otariidae
Gene: GPRC5C
Product: G protein-coupled receptor class C group 5 member C
Exons: 5
Coding region: 1116-2444 (442 amino acids)
Biological process (GO): G protein-coupled receptor signaling pathway
Cellular component (GO): signaling receptor complex; intracellular membrane-bounded organelle; plasma membrane
Molecular function (GO): protein kinase activator activity; G protein-coupled receptor activity
Source: RefSeq, a predicted model, not a curated record
GAGUGCUGGCAGUCGAGGAAUGAGGAUGCUCUGUGGUAUCCCUGGGUGAGCCUAGGUGCCUUUGAGAGGGGGCUGUCAGGGGUCAUGGCACCCUUAUAUGUAACCACAGGCUGUGUGUCUCUAUCUUACUCUGUCCUUGAGCCUGGGAGAUGCAGACCAGGGCGGCACUGUGAAGCCCAUGGUGUCCUCUUCAGGGUGGUCUCCUAUGCCCUGGGGGUUCUUGGGUUCUGGUGUGAAUGGUGGGAGGUUAGGAGGGGGUUGUUCUGGAAAGAUGAGAGGGCCUGACCGCCUCUGAUCAAGCCAGUCAGUGCCAGCUCGCCUCUGAACCCACCCCACUGCUGAGGCCUCUCUGCUCCUCCUGGAGAGGGAAACUGGGAGGAAGGGGAUUCUGGAACUGGAUUGGGCUGACUCAGACCAGAGCUGGGGUGCUGAGUGGCUGAGCUGGGGAGAGGCCGAUUUCAGAGGUGAUUAAAAAUAUCUGUAUGACUGAUUCCAGGGAGGUGAAGCAAAAGGGCCCCUUUGUCCAGGAAAUAAUCCGAGACUGGGCUGUGCUGCAGUGUUGGUGUUGGAGAAAUUCAUGGGGCGGGAGGUGGUCCCCCUCCCACUCCCCUCCUUGGUCCCACUGAGAACCCUGAAACAGAAGAUGUGACUCCACACUGAAGAAGGCAGGGGAGAAGGGGGCACUGAGUCUGUUCAGCGAAGUCUUUUUUAAGUGCAUGCUCAAAUGUCUACUCUGUUCAAGGCACAGCACGAGGUGUUUGCAGGGAUGCUAAGUUAAUAAUACGUCUUGUUCACUACCCUCACACACCUUCCAGCUUGGUAGGGGAGACUCAUGCACAGAAGAGCCCUCAAGGCUCAGAAGACAGCCAGGAAGUGCAGGCUUUAGGGACCCGCGGGAGGGAGAGCCUCUUAGGCAGAGCUGGGUCCCUCUCUUUGCCGUGCUCUUCCCCUUCUCCGCCGUGUAAAAAGUGGCAUGGGUUGCCUGGCUGAAUCUGCACUCGGGGAGGUCAAAGGACAAAUGCAGAACUCUGCUGAGCUUCCUUUAAAUCUGCUGGCCUCCACGGAUCACUGCCCUAGGACUGAGGACCCAGCCGGAGCCUGGCCUGGGAGCCAGCAUGGCCAUCCCCAAAGCCUUGCUGACGUGCCUGGGGCUGCCUGUCUUCCUAAUCGCAGGCGCCCAGGCCCAGAACCACGUGCCACCUGGCUGCAGCCCGGACCUCAACCCCCUGUACUACAACCUGUGUGACCGUUCCGGGGCCUGGGGCAUCAUUUUGGAGGCAGUGGCUGGGGCGGGAGUUGUCACUGCUUUUGUCCUCACCAUCAUCCUUGUGGCCAGCCUCCCCUUUGUGCAGGACACCAAGAAGCGGAGCCUCCUGGGGACCCAGGUCUUCUUCCUGCUGGGGACGCUGGGCCUCUUCUGCCUCGUCUUUGCCUGCGUGGUGAAGCCUGACUUCUCCACCUGUGCCUCUCGGCGCUUCCUCUUUGGAGUCCUGUUCGCCAUCUGCUUCUCCUGCCUGGUGGCGCAUGUCUUUGCCCUCAACUUUCUGGCGCGGAAGAACCACGGGCCGCGGGGCUGGCUGAUCUUCACAGUGGCGCUGCUGCUGACCCUCGUGGAGGUGAUCAUCAACACCGAGUGGCUGAUCAUCACGCUGGUCCGCGGCGGCGGCGAGGGUGGCCCUCUGGGCAAUGACAGUGCCGCCUGGGCCACGGCCUCCCCCUGCGCCAUUGCCAACAUGGACUUCGUCAUGGCGCUCAUCUACGUCAUGCUUCUGCUGCUGUGUGCCUUCACGGGGGCCUGGCCUGCCCUGUGUGGCCGCUUCAAGCGCUGGCGGAAGCACGGGGUCUUCGUGCUGCUCACCACGGCCACCUCCAUUGCCAUAUGGGUGGUGUGGAUUGUCAUGUACACGUACGGCAACAAACAGCGCAACAGCCCCACCUGGGAUGACCCCACGCUGGCCAUCGCCCUCGCUGCCAACGCCUGGGCCUUUGUCCUCUUCUACGUCAUCCCGGAGGUCUCCCAGGUGACCAAGGCCAGCCCAGAGCAGAGCUACCAGGGGGACAUGUACCCCACCCGCGGCGUCGGCUACGAGACCAUCCUGAAAGAGCAGAAGGGCCAGAGCAUGUUUGUGGAGAACAAGGCGUUUUCCAUGGACGAACCAGCCUCAGCUAAGAGACCGGUGUCACCAUAUAGUGGGUACAACGGGCAGCUGCUGACCAGUGUGUACCAGCCCACCGAGAUGGCCCUGAUGCACAAAGGCCCGUCCGAAGGAGCUUACGACGUCAUCCUCCCACGAGCCACCGCCAACAGCCAGGUGAUGGGCAGUGCCAACUCCACCCUGAGGGCUGAAGACAUGUAUGCGGCCCAGAGCCACCGGGCCACCACACCGCCGAGAGACAGCAAGAACUCCCAGGCUCAGUCCCCGCAAAAUAAAACGAGAUGGUAGAAGCCCUCUUCCCUGAGCCACACGUCCAUCCUGAUGUCCUCAUAACUCUGUCUGGGCUGGGCAGGGCCCAGCACCUUUCCCGCCCUUGUCAUUGGAGCUGGGAGGGACCGGAGGCCACCAGCCAGAAGCAGGGGACUGAGUGGGGGCCUGUGAAGCCCUGAGGUGCGUGGCUGGGGCCCUGGGGCCAUUCCCUUUGCCUCUCCUGCGUCCCACGUGACUGAGGCCACAAGGAUCUACAGAACUGCCCAGCCUGCCUCCAUCCCCCGUCGACGCCCUUCCCCUAGUCACAGCCCAUGUGUCCCAUGCUGUGGUUCUCCAGAUGGCCAUCCUCAGAUGCCCUGUCUUCACACCACGGGCCUUCCUGGCUGUCUUGGUGUCCAGCAUCAGCUUGUCCUGCCUGCGCCUACGUGUUUGGAGCCAAGCCCUGGUGGAAGUGGGCUUUCUCAUCAGGGCUUCCUGCUACCACCUGGACCGCGGAAGGCCCCUGAGCUGGGACAGAGCUUGGCCCGAGGCCUGGGCAGACGCUGCUCCCCUUCGUGGCCUGUGGGUGCUGGAUCUUAGCCCCUUUGGUGCUUCCCUCACGUGCCCCCUUAUGCCAUGGCCCCAUGCCUUCCCCACCUGCAAUGAACUGGGGCCCAUCAAGACACAAGGUGGGGUUGGGGCUGCAUCCUCAGGGGCCAGCUGAGAGUCUUGGAUCACAUGGGCUGGGGUCUCAGCUGCUCACAGAACUGGGACUCGUGCCAUGUCCUGCUGGGCAGGUGUACAGAUUUCUGCCUCACCUUGGGCACCGCAAACGUGCUGGCACUCUUCUCUCCCACGACAUGCUCCAGAGGGUCCUGACGGCCACCCAGGGAAGUGGGGGGCAUCCUUUAGGACCCGAUGAUGGUGGUAGCAAGGGCGGAGAUGUGCACAGCUCCAGACUCACGGGAAUGAGAUCUCUGUAGCAUCAUCUCCUGGUUUUGUCCUGCGCUCGGGUACCAGGCAGAGCUGGCUGCCCCAAGGGGGCUUCCCCAGGCGUGCCCCUGGAGCUCUGUGCUCAGCGCAGAGUCACCUCCGGGUGCCCAGGGUGGGGGGAGAGAACAAGAGCAGGGCCCGACCUCACCCUGUGGUCAGCCCACAGCUCUCCAGCACCACCCUCCUGCCCCCAGCAACCUGUGCCUUUGUUACUGGAAUAUUUCUCAGGCCCCACAGAGAGAGUAGGGCCAGACAGCUGCCUGUGACAGCCCCCUACCCCCCAUUGCCACCAUUGACUGAUCAUGUGCUGGGUUGCUUAGCUCCACAAACAGAGUAUUACUUCUCUCUGAUGGAGGGACGAGGGAGCUCUCUGCACCUCAGACUUUUCUUGAUCUAGGUUAGUGGCCCCAAGAUCCCUUACAGUGAAUAAAGGCACUGUCUUGCUUUUUGAAGUGAUAGUCUCAUGUGAGUCCUGGCCUUGCCAGGCGGCCAUGAAGAGCAGCCUGCAGUGAAUGUGGGUUUGUUCGUCUGAGUUCUUUGGGGAUCUGGGUGUUGGCUUGGGAAGGAUGGGCUCCUGAAAGCUGCAGGCCACCCUGGCUCAGGGACACCCAGUGGCCCUGCUCCCUCCAGGCCUUGGCCAAGUGGAGAAGACAGAAGACAGGUGUGUUUUUAGGAGAGAGGUGCCUUACCCCAAGUGGUCCAGCCGCAUCACAAAUGAGCCUGGGAUGGAAAAAACUAGAAGAGGCCAGAACCUAUUGCAGGUAACGUCAGACCAAUACCUUGGUAAAUUUCACACCCACUCUGUCAAGCUGGUUCAGCUCGAAGCAGAGUAGUUUGGACCCUAACUGCUCAGAAUUAAAGGACCUUGUCCUCUGUUACUGAGGAAUUCCUGUCACAGAA